UCCUAAGAGCCGGGCGCCCGGCUUCCCGCCCUCAGUUAGGAUCGGAGCGUGUAUCCGAACGCACGCCACCGUUUCCCGCGCUUUGCGAUACGCUGAUAUCGCGCUCGAAAUAAGAAUAUUCAAAUCAUAGAUUAAUAAUUUGUUAUUUUUUAAUUUAACUAUUUAUUUUUUAUAACUGCGUUCCGUUUUAUGUUGGACUGGUUUGUGUUUUAGUGGAUUGUGAAAGACUGUAAUAAAACUGGGGAGCUGUUAGCCGUCAGCUGUCAAAAACGUUGAAGAUGGAAGCGAAGGUGAAAGAAGAGGUGCCUGAUAAGGACUACACGCAGCCGACGACCACUGAGAGACGAAAAUCUGCAGCUGGCAAAGAAAGGAGAUCUCCAGAGCAGGAGGAAGCCAGGUCCUCACCGACACCUGGUCCUCCCAGUCCACAAAAUAACGGAACUGCUGCAACCCUUUCAUCAACGGAGUCUCUAUCCCCACCAUUAGAAGGGUACAGGGCCACUCCAGCGCUGCAGCGGUUGAGACGAUUCCUGUCAGCGCUUCAGCAAUUCGCUUUUGACACUGGAGCGGACACUGGCGAGAGGGUCCGCCAACUGAUCUAUAAUCUGGUGUCAGGAACCCUAAACAUCGAGGAGUUCCAAGCGGGAGUUCAGGAAUGCACCAACUAUCCGCUGAGGGCGUCAGUGCCGGGAUUCCUAAGGGCUCUGCUGCCCUUUGCGCAGAGGGACCUUAGGGCAAGGGCCAGAAGCGCUAAGCAGACUCCACUGCAAUACAUCAGGAGCCAUGAGCACCUGAUCCUGGAAGCCAGUACCGACGGGGGCGACAUCUUCGCGGCUCAACCUCCGGCUGAGACCGGCGUCAAGAGAAGAGCUAGCGAUCCAUUCUAUGACGGGCAGACCAAUGGCGCUCAUGAGGAGUACCCCCCUCACCCGAAGCGCCCCGGCCUGUUCCCCUCCCCUUUCCUGUACCCCCUGCCCAGCAACGCCAGUCUGUUCGAGUACAACCACUACCAGGGAUACCACGCCCAGGGAGAAGGCUUCGAGAGGAGAGACGGUUCCAUCACAGUCCGGGACGUGUCCUCAAUGAACGCACCGUUCUCGGAGCCGCGCGCCGGGCCGGCGGCCCCCAAGGGGGACGACGAGUGGCGCAACAUCAACACCAUGCUCAAUUGCAUUCUCAGCAUGGUGGAAAAGACAAAGCGAGCGCUCGCCAUACUACAGCAGAGAGGUGUGGAGCCGACAGAGAGCAAUGACAUCAAGCGAGCAGCAAGCGAAAUCAUGGCGGCGGCCGUGAGGCAGACUGAGGAGAGGGUGGCUGAGGUGAGGAGACGCGCCGAGGAUGCUGUCAACCAGGUGAAACGCCAAGCGUUGCUGGAGCUGCAGCGCGCGGUGGCCGCGGCGGACAGCAAGCGGCGCAGCCCGCCGCCCGGCCGCGACCUCAGCCCCAACACCACUGGACAGAAUUGCUGCUGGAACUGCGGCCGCAAGGCACAGGAGACCUGUUCUGGCUGCAACGCGGCGCGGUACUGCGGGGCCUUCUGCCAGCAUAAGGAUUGGGAGAAUCAUCAUCAGGUAUGCAGUGGCAGAGAUCAAAAACCGACAGCGCUGCGUACCUCCCCACCGGCCACUACCGUACCGAAAACCCUUGUUCGUUCCACCACCCCUAUAUCCACCCCUCAAACCCCCGUAACCACAGCUGACAGACCAGAAAGACUAUCUCUUGGUACUUUGAAUUCGGCUGAGAGGUUACUCACAACGCCUGACAGAAGUUUGACAGCUGUCAACAAUGACAGAAUCGCGCUGGCCAAUUUGACGACUCAGGGGCUCAUUGGCGGAAUUGGCGGAAAAAAAUGACGCCCCAAUAAGGAGGUUAGGUUCCCAAGGAAGGUUAGGAAGUAAAUACAAUUUCUCCAAUAAUUCAAAAAAGUUUAACAUCACUUUCCAUAAUAACGUGGAAGCAAAAUGGAGUGUGUAGUUAUUUGUUUUGUGCCAUGAUAAAAAAAAAAUAUAUAAGUACUUAAAGUCCAUGCCACGUAAGCUACAGUCGCUGACACCAACAAUGUGGACGAUCUAUUAUAGGUAGUUCCACAUCCACUUCUUUCGUGGCGUGGACUCUAACUAGACAAUUCAUAUGUUUGGUUUCGCAAAAAAAAGAAACUCUAAACAAAAGUUAUUUUUUUUGUACAUUUUAAAAGCAAUCUAAAAAUACAUAUUUGUUACAUUAUUCAACUUAUCAAGUAGUAUUAAGUAAAAUUAUCUUUGUUGUUUGUAUUUUUAAAUUUUAUUUUGUACAUAUUUUUAAUUUAUUUAUUUUAACUAAGUUUUAAGUCAUAAAUAUUACAAUCUGUCAAGAAAAUGAAUAAAACGUAUAUUUAACGAACUACAUAUAUUUUUUUGUAAUGGCAAUACCAAAUAGGUCCAGAUUGAUUGAUAAACACCCAGUGUUGCCAGAAAAAAAAGACAGCGUCCUCAUUUAUUUUCUUCAAUUUUUUGACAGACCGUGUUUAUUGUUACCGUUACAUUCCCUUUUACCUCCAACCAGAUGUAACUACACACAUGUACCUAAAUAUUAUUGUGAAUUGUAAAUAAAUUAAUUAGUUUAAAUAAGUUUCCUUGAAAUAAAAGCAUUAAUGUAGAUAUACAUAAUGUGAAGUUAAGUUAUAAGGUUUUUUUUAAGCUCAUUCCCGGACCAGACAAAAAUGUUCUCAGCAUCUGGCGGGAAAAAUAUUGUUUGUAAAAUAUAUUUUGACACAUGUGACAAAUGUCAUGAAAACACACGACUGCCUCUGUCGCUCUCAUUUUAAAAUUAUCGGUGCAUUCUGCUGUCACUCAUAGAAAUCAAGCUAUAUUUGACAAACUAAAACAAUUUUUUCCCUUGAUUUUUUUUUAUUAUUUAGCAUUGUUUUACACUUUGUAUUUCUAUACAAAGUGUAAAACAAUGUAUUUCUAUAUAAAGUGUUAAACAAUGCUAAAUAAUAUUUAAAAAAAUCAAGGCAAAAAAUUAAUUUAGUUUGUCAAAUAUAGCUUGAUUGCUGUGAUUUAUUUCUGUGAUUAGUUUCUUCCAUAAAAGUAAAGUUUUGUAAAUAACUUAUUUCGUUUAUGUAUUUAGCAUAAACGUGUAAGAUAGCCGGGAACAUGGCAAAUAAAUUUAGAGGUUCACUGGGCAUAUUUGAAAUUGUCAACUAUUCCCGCGUUUCAGAAGUGAAAUAUACACAUAGAUUUACUUGAAUUUUCUAAAUAACGAGUGUUAUAGCAAUGAAUAAGCGUGAUGAUAAACAAUUAUUCAUUAUAAUAGAGAUACAUUAAAUAAUAAAACGUACUUACAUU
This is a messenger RNA of Plodia interpunctella (Indianmeal moth), 3326 nucleotides long. RefSeq names its product nervy (gene nvy). Gene Ontology annotation, molecular function: transcription corepressor activity. Bases 279 to 1853 code for a protein of 524 amino acids. The transcript has 12 exons. NCBI's taxonomy places the organism in Eukaryota, Metazoa, Arthropoda, Insecta, Lepidoptera, Pyralidae. Gene Ontology annotation, biological process: negative regulation of DNA-templated transcription; DNA-templated transcription. Gene Ontology annotation, cellular component: nucleus. The record is from RefSeq and is a predicted model, not a curated record.